AUGGAAAGCCCACCCGACCAAAAGUCCGAGGUUAUGCACAAGGAGGAGGAGGCCCAGAUUUCCUCUAAGCAUCAGGGGAUCACGGGCGUGGAUGACGAGUCAGCGCAGGUUGUCAAGAAUGAUGAUUCUGACGGACAUGUCAACUGGACCUGGAAGCAGAUCAUAGCCACGGUCUCUUUGUGCGGUGUCUAUGUCGGGAGUUUGACUUACAUUGCUGCGGACCUGGGGUCUGCCUCGGCCGGCUGGAUCCCUGUGGCCAACUCGCUCGCUCUAGCCGCCGUGUGCCCCUUCUGUGGCUACCUGCAGGACAUGUUCGGGAAGCGCAACAUUUCGAUUCUGGGAUCAUCUCUCAUCCUAUUGGGUGUGAUCCUCACAGCAACGACUAAAUCGUUUGCACAAGCAGUCGCGGGGAUGACCCUGGCCGGCGGUGGUGCUGCCAUAGGCGAGCUCACAGCACUUGCUGGUGUUGCAGAGCUCGUGCCGGUCAAGAAGCGUGGCAUCUACCUGGCCUGCGUCACCUUCUUCAUCGCACCGUUCUUCCCAUACGUCCUGUACUCCCAGCUGCUCUCUGCGCAUGCCACCUGGAAAUGGGGAAUGUGGAUCACUCUUAUAUACAACGGAAUCUUCUUUGUGGGAGUCCUGUUAUUCUACUUCCCGGAUUCUCGCAUUCUGAGGAAGGGCAGACUGAGCCGGUUGGAAAUUGCGAAAAGGAUCGACUACAUUGGAGCUUUUCUCUCAAUCACGGGAAUUAUCCUCUUCCUCGUGGCGCUUCAGUCCGGGGGGUCGUCCCGCCCUUGGGUGAGUGCAUACGUGUUAUGUAUGCUGUUCAUUGGCGCCGCUUUGAUCGCGGCGUUCGUGGUCUGGGAGUGGAAAGGGGCCAAAUACCCAAUGGUCCCUCGAGAUUUGUUCGCGGGCCAGCGCGUCGUCGCCAUCGCACUGGCUGUGGCGUUCGUGUCUGGAAUGAAUUUCUACUCCAUGAUCAACUUUGCACCUCUCACAUACUCCACGGUCUUUGAUCCCGAUCCCAUCCAAGUCGGAGUCAAAGGCCUUGGGUACUCGAUUGCCAUCACCGUGGGCGCCAGUGUGAUGAAUGCGGCACUCACCAUCCUCAAGGGCCACAACCGUGAGAUUCUGCUGGUCUCGUGCGUUCUCAUGACCGCCUUCACCGGAAGCAUGGCCGCCGUCAAGCCCGACAACCCAGGACUCGCUGUGGCGCUGGCAACUGUCGCGGGCUUCGGGAUUGGAGGAGUGAUCGUGCCCUCGGCGACCAUUGCCAUGACGGCCUGCCCUGACUCCCUGAUCGCAACGGCAACGGCCCUGACACUCACGAUCAGAUUUGUCGGCGGCUCGAUCGGCUAUUCCAUCUACUACAACGUCUUCACGGAGAAACUGACAUCCAAACUCCCGACGACGGUCGGUGCAUAUGCGGUUCAGGCUGGCCUCCCCGAGUCGUCGGUCGCCGAGUUCGUCGCCAGUUUUCUCACGGCCCCGGCAACCGCCGCCAACGUCACAGGUGUCACCCCCGCGAUUCUCCAGGCGGCGACGGUUGGCAGCCGCUGGGGAUACGCAGAUGCGCUCAGGUAUGUCUGGUAUGUCAGUAUCCCAUUUGGGGUCUUGUCCGUCGUCGGAUGCUUCUUGAUUGGGGACAUCUCAAGGUUCAUGACGAACCGGAUUGCGGUGCAGAUCAAGCACUAG
Messenger RNA from Exophiala spinifera, 1695 nucleotides. RefSeq lists its product as uncharacterized. The transcript has 8 exons. The record is from RefSeq and is a predicted model, not a curated record. Gene Ontology annotation, molecular function: transmembrane transporter activity. Gene Ontology annotation, biological process: transmembrane transport. Bases 1 to 1695 code for a protein of 564 amino acids. NCBI's taxonomy places the organism in Eukaryota, Fungi, Ascomycota, Eurotiomycetes, Chaetothyriales, Herpotrichiellaceae.